GGGGACGCUGUUGCCUAGCAACCGUCUUCCGCCUCCAUCUUUUGCCCCGCCUCCAGCUUAUUCCAAUACCUGGCUUCCCAGACCGCGAGGCCCAGGCCGGGGGCGACACCUGUGUUAGAACAUAGCCGCUGGGUUCUCAGCCACCAUCAGAGAUUGAAUGAAUUGUUUCAAUUACUUAUUAACUGUUGUAUAAAAGUAGAGGAAAAGGAUACACCAUGUCAGAUGAAAUCUUCAGCACAACUUUGGCAUAUACCAAGAGCCCAAAAGCUACCAAGAGAACGUCUUUUCAGGAUGAGCUGAUCAGAGCAAUUACAGCCCGGUCAGCCAGGCAGAGAAGUUCCGAAUAUUCAGAUGACUUUGACAGCGACGAGAUUGUUUCUUUAGGUGAAUUUUCAGAUACCUCAACAGAUGAAAGUCUAGUUAGAAAAAAAGUGAAUGAUUUUCAUAUAUCUGAUGAUGAGGACAAGAAUUCUCCAAGACUGUCUUUUUUGAAAACCAAGAAAGUAAACAGGGAAAUAGCCAAAGAUGAUCUGGACUCUGUCAUUCUGGACAGUGAAGGCACAUCACCGGAUGCUCAAGAAGAUAUGACUGGAAAUUCCUUCCCCAAACCUCAAAAUGAUGAUCAAGAAGUUGGCAGAGAGAUCAUGACAAUGAAGCCUACACCCAGGAUGCUCCCUGUCAAAAGAAGCACAUAUUCAGGGGAAAACAACAACAGUCUUGAUGCAGAUGGCCACUUUAAGCCUUCUCCCCGGCCAAGGAGCUUGUUAAAAACAAGCAGCCACACUGAAGAGAGAGUCAGGCCAGGAGCUGAUAAAGAACCUUCCACGAUCGAAGACUCUGCUCCCACACCUUCCCUUCCAAGGCAGAAUGGUACAGAGGUGCAAAAGGAGGAGAGAGUAUACUCGGAAAACCUUGAUCUUGAGGACUCGCUCUUACAAAGUCUGACCUCAUCUUCCCUCAAAGAAAGCCCUGGAGGUUGCUCAUCACCAGGAUCUCAGGAAAAGGCACCCAUAAAAGAUCACGAUGGAGAACCUACUGAAACCUGGGAUUCCUUGAUAUCAAAUGAAAAUGAAGGAAGUUCAGUUUUGAACUGUGUUACUCCUGAACUUGAGAAUCCCAAGGAAGGUCAGGUGGCAGCUGACGACCUUGAGGAAGAAAGAGAGAAGGGUGGAUUUACAGAAGAUGACCUCACCACUGACCCACUGCUCUCCACUUCCCCGAGUGUCAUAACACCCACUGAGCCAGCUGGGCCAGCCAAGAAAACAAAUGAAGACAGAAACAUGAAGAAUAAAAAGACAACGAAUAACAGAGUGUCCAGUGCCUCUGGCAGGCUGAUGACCUCUGAGUUUUUAAAGAGAUCCGGUCCCACAAAAAGAAGUCCGUCAGCAGCUGCCUCCUCUCACUACUUAGGGAAUUUGAAAGUCUUAGACCAGAAGCCACCACGGAAGCAGAGCCUAGAGCCAGACAAGGCUGAUCACAUAAGGGCAGCUGUUUAUCAGGAGUGGUUAGAAAAGAAAAAUGUGUAUUUACAUGAAAUGCACAGAAUAAAAAGAAUUGAAAGCGAAAACUUGAGGAUCCAAAAUGAACAGAAAAAGGCUGCCAAGAGAGAGGAAGCAUUGGCAUCAUUUGAGGCCUGGAAGGCUAUGAAAGAAAAGGAAGCAAAGAAAAUAGCUGCAAAAAAGCGGCUGGAGGAAAAAAACAAGAAAAAAACAGAAGAAGAAAACGCUGUGAGGAAAGGCGAGGCCCUGCAAGCAUUUGAAAAAUGGAAAGAGAAAAAGCUAGAAUACCUCAAAGAGAAGACCAGGAGGGAGAAAGAAUAUGAACGAGCGAAAAAACAGAAAGAAGAGGAAGCAGUUGCUGAGAAAAAGAAAGACAGUGUAACUGCUUUUGAAAAAUGGAGUGAGAAAAAGGAAGCUCUUCUCAAGCAAAAGGAAAAGGAGAAAAUAAAUGAGAGAAGAAAGGAAGAGCUGAAGAGAGCAGAGAAGAAAGACAAAGACAAGCAAGCCAUCAGCGAAUACGAAAAGUGGCUGGAAAAGAAAGAAAGGCAAGAAAGAAUUGAACGGAAACAAAAGAAGCGCCACUCCUUCCUCGAGAGCGAGACACACCCACCAUGGAGCCCUCCAAGCAGAACUGCAUCCUCAAAAGUAUUUUGACAUUUCUGGUUCUUGAUUUUUUUUUCAGUUCACCAACUUUACCCAUGGAUUUAAAGCCAGUCAUCUCAUUAUUUAUGGUUAGAAGACUAUUUCACUUCCCUGCAGGAGCUUCUGUGGAGCAUGAAAGAGAUACUUUGUAGUUUGAUCAGUGGAAACAUCUUUUGAAGUGUCCUCAUCAGAUUGCUGGGACAAUCCAGAUGCAUGAAGCUUUGUCGUAUCCUGACUGCUCCUGGAGUGAGGCGAUGCAUGGUCACUGUCACUGAGUUCUGGGACUUUUUAAAGCAUGUUUGAUCCCAGUAAUGAAAGAAUGCCGGCUAGAUACCACAGUCGUAGAGAUGAUUCAGUCUGUGGAAGCGUGUGCUUCUGGAGUGCAGUUUGGGCAUUCAAAGUCCCUGGAGAGUAUGAACGUGUUAUCUCUUCUAUCUCCAGUUCUUCAGCUCAGAGAAGUAUCUUUGCUGUGCAAGUUAGAGACUCGGUCAGUUGAGGCCACAGAACUCUAGUCAGUCACUUUAGUUAAGAACUUUGCCUUAGGGUUUAAUCUCGGUGUGUGUUGCCUACAUGAGACUUACCUGACAAUCACAGCCACUUCUAUAAUGGGCUCAUUUCUGGAAUGUUCUUUCUAAAGCCCAUCUCAAUCUCUUUAUUAUUUGAUUGACACCAAAAGCGUCAGUUUGAUGGUAGUGGUUUCUUAUAGAGUAGUUGUGAAAACUUCAGGGUGACUAUCAAAGUUUUUCUAGACUAAAGUUAUAAAGGUAAUGAAAGUAACUUCCAUUUUCUUAACUAAUUAAGAGUGGUUCAACUUGCACUUGGAAGCAGUUGAAUAAGAAAGUAAAUUUGUAAAAAUAUUCAAGAUCCUUUAUUUAUUAUUUAUUUAUUUAUUUAUUUGACCUCCGCUUCUUCCUUUAUCAACUGGUCCUAAGCUAGACUGGCCAUCUCUUAAAACAGCUGCUGAAGGCAAUGAUGCAAUGCAGAGACAAUCGAAGGAAAACGUAGUUGCUGUUGUUCUCUUAGCUCUUGUGUCAUCUCUGCUGGAUCUUUGUCAACUUUGCAGCAACUAUUCAGGGUAGGUAUUAUUAGCUUUAUUGUGCAAAUAAAAAGACUUGAGAAGUAGAAAGUCCAAACUAACUUGCCAUGCAGCUAACCUGUGAGUGGUGGGGACAACAUCUCCCUUGAAACCCAAGUGACUUCAGAACUGUAGCCCUGAUUUCUUUGUUCAUCAACCUUGCAAAUGCUUGUCACUCCCAAGGGUGUAAAGUCAGGCAGUGUUGGUGAGACAUGCCCCUUUCCAUCUAUAAAAGAUGAGGAUUCAUGGGUUUUAAGAUGUUCAUCAAACAUCUGAUGAGUGUCAACAAAGCCAACAGCUUGUGUAAGACCCACUGAGCAGUAUUGAGUAUUGUGGCGUGAGCAUACACUUUUUAGCAUACAGAAGAACUCAGGCACAAAACGGGAUAUCAUGAGCUGCUUCGAAGCAUAACAAGAUGGAAUCACAUGACAUCUACAGAUGAGCCUACUGCCAGGAGUGGUCACUGAAAGAUUAUCAGCAGUGUGCUGUCUGUCUGGGGUUCAGGACUCACAUUUGUGUGGUUUCCUACAAUCACAAACAAUCAAGCCAGCCAGCAUAGAGUGAUAAUGGCUUCUUGUGUUGAAGUAAUCGGGAGUGAUUAAAAAAAAAAGUUUGCACAUUGUAAGGAACUCAAAGAAAGAUCAGACAAAGGUGUAGCUGCUUCUAGGGAUCAGAAACCCAGGGUGUGCAUGUGAUUUCACACCAAGUGUGUACUCCCACUUCCAGACAACUUUCUAUAGUGUUGUGUUUGUUACUCCUAUUAGAGCCUAGAUCAUGUCGAAUGGCCAAUUUAAGUUAGCGAAAGUAUUUGGGACAUAAGGACUCCGUAAAUAUUCAUUGUCAUCAUUUAUUUACUAUGUCUUCCCCACUCCAUGGAAGUGAGACCAGUGUGGGGUGAGCAGAAGAGUAGUCAUUUGGCAUACAAUUUUUAGCAUAUAGAAGAAGUCAGUUUUCUGGUCCAUGUUUGAUGUGCUGGUCACAGUCAAGCACUGCCUGGGACGGGACUCUCUGAGAAGACAUCUGAAUACUGGUUUCUUGAGAUUGCUUUUAAAGAGAAUGAAGUAACAAAUGAAGAUGGGCCCAAUGGCCUCGAAUGUCAUUUCCUCAGAUGUGAUUAGGAUGGGUAUAUUUAUAGAGCAAGUAAUAGUUUUUUCCUUCCACAACUUGUAUUCAAACCUGUGCAGGAUUUAUCUAGCUAAGUAAGAUUACCCUUUUCACUGCAGUGAAAAUAAAGCAGAGCUUUGUACAGUGGGUGAACAUCCAACUCUGUAAUGUGGCAGUCUGAAUUACAGAGGGAAGAAACAAACCUGGUCAGAUCAUCCUAAUAUGUUUGCCUAUUUAAGGAAUAAGACUUUGCUGCAUUUCCUUUAAAAGUACCAAAUAUCAAUAUAGAUAAAUUUAUAAUAAUAAAAAACAAAACUCUUGAUAUGAAAGUUAGUUCCAUAAUAGCAGCAAAAGGAUACUACACACAUCAUAAGGAAUGAAACAGUACUUUAGAAGAGUUUACGUUUCCUUAAGGGGAGUAACAGUGUUCUGGUAGCCUGUGUGUCACACUUGAAGGUGCUGGUUCACUAGUUGUUUUAGACUGUAAUGAUAGCUGCCGUGUUUACUGAUGUUUUCACUGACAAAGCACUGCCCUGUAGGAGCUUGACAGCCACAGCUGGAUGUUCCUUGGAGUGAUAUAGCUUGUCCUCAAUCUGGACUAGGCUCUGUUUCUAUGUUGAAUCAUCUGAUGUCCAACACUUUUAUAUUUGCCAACCUCAGAUGCUUCGUGUUGUCAUUCAGGCUGAGAGCAGGCUCUUUGCCCAUCUUCCCACAGUUGUGGUCUGCUAAAAUGCUCACCCCGACUUCACUGAACUGUGGUUAUCGCUCCUGUGGCUGGUUGUCACUGUCUCUCAUUUCCCAUUCUCCCCAGCCUUCCAGGAGAAACAGCUGUUUGACUUCUCGGACUGCUAUGAGAAAAUAGUGACACUUACUUAAAUCCUAAGUCAUGGCCUAAAAAACAACAACAGAGACAGGAGGUUUCACAGAACAGGGGAAAGUGCAUGCUAGUCAAAAUUAUUCUCCAAAAUUAAGAUAGUACAGGAACCAAAAUUGCCUAAUUUAACUUGACUCUGAGUUCAUUUGUACUGUGCUAAAAGGCAUUUUAAAACCGGUAUGUGUCCAUUCUACACAAAGCAAAUACCUUACUGAUUUCCCUCAUUCCUAGUUACACUGACUGACAGAAUAGUGAAGUGCUCUGUGGGUGCGGAAUGGGAGGCUUUUCCAAGCCCUUUUACUUAAACAUGUCAUGUGAUACUGUUCUUAUGGAAUGCUGUGCUACACGUAGUGGUAAUUGUAUAAGGUUAAUCAGAGUAUGUGAAAUUCUUGGUGCUGAAUUUAGGGUGUCUUUGGGAUUAUUGGGGAGAUACAUUUAAUGCCUGCUCCUUAGUAAUACAUUUCUGUUUCAUACUUAAUUUAUCCAAGUUAGCCAUUUGCAGUUUCGUUUAUUGAGUGUUAUAAUUUAUUAGCUGUAUACCAGGUGUUAAUAAGUGAGAUGUGCGUUUAUUUCUGAGCCUAAAGAUAAAAUAUGUUUGAUAAAUCUUUCACUGAAAAUGAAUGGUGGACAGGAAGUGAUUUUCAACUUAAGGUUUGGAUAUGAAACUGAUUUUACUGUAUAGAUUGCAAAUGUGACAUGAUUACUAAUUAUUAGUAAUAUUACUAAGUGAUUGGAAAAUGCAGAUGAGUGAGGUCAGUAUGUUUCCAUCUCGCCACAGUAACUGUGGUUAAUAUGGUAUUUCCACUCGCCUGUCUAUUUUCUAGUGAGUUCUCUAGUGAUACUGGGUGUGAGGGGAUGAAGGAAGGAGCUCCUAUUCUCCUCUCGUUCUGUCUCUCGCCUCUCCCUCUGUCUUCUGUGUUAUCGACAUGUAUAUACAUAUAUGUAUGUGUUUAUAAUGGGUAUCUGAUCACUGAAAUAAAAUGAGAUCAAGCCAC
Arvicanthis niloticus (Nile rat) is the source of this 6189-nucleotide messenger RNA. RefSeq names its product microtubule associated protein 9 (gene Map9). Gene Ontology annotation, biological process: mitotic spindle assembly; regulation of mitotic cytokinesis; mitotic cytokinesis. The record is from RefSeq and is a predicted model, not a curated record. NCBI's taxonomy places the organism in Eukaryota, Metazoa, Chordata, Mammalia, Rodentia, Muridae. Gene Ontology annotation, cellular component: astral microtubule. Gene Ontology annotation, molecular function: microtubule binding.